This is a messenger RNA of Paramecium primaurelia, 341 nucleotides long. The record is from the annotation of a GenBank genome assembly. NCBI's taxonomy places the organism in Eukaryota, Ciliophora, Oligohymenophorea, Peniculida, Parameciidae.
AUGUAUAAUGAUGAAAUAUAAUUCGAAUUACAUAAAUAACAAUAAUAAACAUUUUAAAGAGGAAAUAAAUUAAGUUAAUUGAGUAUAAUAUAAAUGAAUAUUUUUAGUGAUUGUGCCUUCGUUAACUACUUCUACUGAAAAAGCAUAAAUCACUAUAAAUAAAUUCAUGCAACUCUAUCAACCAACUAAUAAUAAAGAACCUAAUACAAAAGAAGAUAUAAGAAAAAUGAUGAGAAGGAUAUCAUAAUAAAAAUUACUUCAGCUUGAAUAUUCGCCGAUAAAAGAGUCUAUACUACUUUAGCUGCUGCUUAAAAAGUAUUAUAAAUUAGAAAAGUGUCUGA